GCUACGGGGUGGUUAACUAUAACAUAGGCUGGUCGAAUUCUCCUUAAUGUUUUCCAAUUUACCUUGGUUUUAUUUUACUGUCAGCAGAAAGGACAUAAAAGCGAUUCUUUAUUUCAUUGUUAACCCCUAACAGUAACACUACGUAGAUAUAUACACACUUCCUAAAGCAGGUGACUCUUUAUGUGUUCACUGACACGUAACGGAUAGGUACGGCUUGCUUCUCAAACGUAAGCGAGUUACACCUGCCUGCUACAUUUUAGGACCAAGCUUGAGGUCGGAAGAUUGACACCCUACCUGGAAACGGAAUAACUAAAAUGUCUACAGACGGAAUCCAUCUGAGGACAGUGAAGCCUCUGGAGAACGAUAGUGACUCUGCCAUUGGGAGUAGUGUUGGUGUGGACAAUGUCGCCCUGGAUCUCGGGGACGAGGCCAGAGGUAAUAGUCAGAAUGAGAAAACAAAAAACGGCGCCCCUAUACCUGGGGUUGAGUUUGACGGGGACACUGGAUUUGUGUACCACCUCCAGACGACAGUACGAACUACUUACAGAUCACACAGUGACGUCAUAUGGGGGUGCAUUUACCUCAUACUCUUUGUGUUGUACUUCGUCUAUUUCGGAUUUGCGAUGGCGCACGAGAAGUUUGGAGACGAAGGUUCCAUACGGCUCCUCGUUUGCACCAUUCUAUUUUUGGUCGGACUUUGCUGGCAUUUCUUAUCGAAACACAUCGGACAUAAGCUGAAAUUACCCGAAAUGCCAUGGGAGCCAGAACGUAAAGAAAAACUUGCCCGGAUAGCCUACAUCGCGCUCGUUGUUGCUGUCGUCCUCUUCAUCAUCAUCUACAUCAUUGCUGAAGUUGCCGUUAACACCACCGAAAAUCUCAUCAGUUUGACGGGCCUUGUCUUCUUUGUAUUUAUGUUCUCCAUCUGUUCUCGAAAUCCAGCCAAGAUUAAAUGGCGUCCGGUGUUUUGGGGACUGGUGAUCCAGUUUUUCUUCGCGCUCCUGAUUCUCAGAUGGCCAUUCGGCUACCAGGCAUUCCUGUGGCUGGGAGCACGUGUGUCAGAGUUUCUGGCCUACUCCGACAAAGGCGCCAUAUUUGUGUUCGGGGAAAAAUAUACAGAUCAUUUCUUCGCUUUUAAGGUACUGACUGUGAUAGUGUUCUUCAGUACGGCCGUCUCCGUCCUCUACUAUAUCGGAGUAAUGCAGUUUAUAAUCCGUUAUCUGGCCAGAUUCAUGUCCUGGUCUAUGGGUACCUCACCCACCGAGUCCCUGAAUGCCGCCGGUAACAUCUUCAUCGGACAGAGCGAAGCACCUUUGCUCAUUCGGCCAUUCCUAAAUGAUAUGACAAACUCGGAAUUACAUGCCGUUUUGACAGGAGGAUUUGCUACAAUAGCCGGAAGUGUCAUGGCGGCCUACAUAGCAAUAGACGUUCCAGCUAACCACCUACUCUCGGCCUCCGUUAUGUCCGCGCCUGCUGCUCUGGCUAUGUCAAAACUGAUUUGUCCGGAAACUGAGGGAAGCAAGUCCGACCCUGAGAAGGUCUACAAUAUGGAGCAAAGCCCUGAGAGAAAUGUAAUUGAAGCCGCUUCUAAUGGCGCCUCGCAGUCGGUCAAACUGAUCGGGAACAUAGCAGCGAACCUGAUCGCCUUUAUUGCCGUACUGGAGUUCAUUAAUGCCACACUUGAUUGGUUCGGGUCACGCGUAGGACUUGAGGAACCUGAAUUUGAAAGAUUGACAUUUCAAUUUAUCUGUUCCUACGUUUUCUACCCCGUUGCCGUCAUGAUGGGUGUCCCGGUUGGAUCUGACUGUCGUAAAGUGGGCGAAUUAAUAGGCAUUAAAACCUUCCUUAACGAGUUCGUGGCCUACGGGGAGCUGUCUACAUAUGUUAAUAACGCCAAGAAUCUGAGUUGGUACGAGGGCCUUAAUGGGACGUCCACCAACACGCUGAUGUGGGGUCAGAUCAACCACACGGGGGCGUGGCACUACAAUAAAUGGGACAUCGUUUACGAGGAUAUCAACGUCACUCUCACUAAAGGGGUCCUAACGGAUCGCGCUGUUGUCAUAUCUACAUACGCUCUCUGUGGUUUCUCUAAUAUCGCUUCUAUGGGAAUCAUGCUUGGAGCGUUAGGAGCUAUGGCGCCCACCAGGAAGUCGGACCUAUCACGGCUCGUAGUCACAGCAAUGAUUGCUGGCAACGUGGCUUGUUUCAUGACAGCAAGCAUUGCAGGGCUGUUUUACGAAGGAAAUCUGUGAUACAGGGAAAACAACGUUAUCCAAUCAAAUGAUGAGCAGGGACAAACUGUCGUUUAACAAUUCAGGAUGUAUCGCAUUGUUUUAUAUUUUGUGAAUAACAAUACCUAUGAUGAUACGGUAGAUUUAUUUUAUCGAGACUCAUGGUAUCUUAUAUAUUAUACAAAUGUCCUGUUUUAAAUGUAAGAUUGUAUUCUUGCAUUCCAAUAUAUACAAAUUAGCAAGUUCGAAAACAGACCUGUUGUUGAUGAUUAUAUUUUGUAGAAUAUUGGUUUUUUUAUCUAUAAACAUUACACAAAUCAGAAAAGUUUGCUCACUUAACCAUGUCACACAAAAACUUGGAUGAGACAAAAAAGAAAAAUAUCAAUGUUGUUGAAACAGAAUCCAACAUAUACGUGCUGUUUUUGCGUAUUCCUGUUAAUAGCAUUUUGUUCCAACAACAUUCAUUUUUUCACUUCUGUCUCAUUUUUGUGUGACAUCGUAUAUUGUUGUGUUAAUUAAAUUGUUUAAUAAUAUAUAAUAUGUUUAAAUGGCGUCUUGACUGCCUAAUUUUUAUUUGGACGUCAUUUCCAUGUGUUCACUUUCAACAACAAUUUUAAUGUGAUCAGGUUUUCCGGUUUUAGUUAUAUUGUUUAUAUAUGCAUGUUACAGAUUAUAAUUAUGUAUAUUUUAGUGUUCCAAAAGGACUUUUUUAAGACAUAUGCUGGAUAUAGCAGUUUUAAAUUUCAUGCAUAUAAUUUCAAUUGUUUGUUUUAAGAAAACUUUACUUACAUGUAAAUUACAUCGGUUUAGGCGGAGACGGCUUUACAAUUACAUAUAUGUAAUAACAACUGCUUGGGUGAAGACGUCACUUAGUUACAUGUGUUUAAUUACAACUAUUUGGUGAAGACAUCUUUACAUAUAUGUGUGUUAUCACAAAUGUCUGAGUGAAGACGUCUUUGAUUAAUGUGUGUAUUAACAACUGUCUGGAUGAAGACGUCAUGACUUAAUUACAAGUGUUUACUUAUUUACAUUGGUGUAAUUGCAUUUUUCAGUUUAGAAAUCUUAACUUAUAUGUGUUUAAUCAUCUUUGUUUGUUUAGAGUUUAAAAACAGUUCAUUAGAAAGUUGUUAACAUCAAUAAAGGAAUGGACACGUAAAAACUAAAUAUAGAUAAGUGUACUGUUGACCAAUGAUCAUGUGAGUAUGUCGUUACUUUCUGUUGGAUCCUGAACUAAUAUAAAGUCGUGUAAUUUCAAUAAUAAGGUCGUGGAAUUUUAGUAUAAACGUCGUGGAAAUUUAAUUAUAAGGUCUUACAAUUCUAAUAUGAAUGUAGUGUAAUUUUAAUGAUAAAGUCGUGUAAUUUUAAUGAUAAAGUCGUGUAAUUUUAAUGAUAAAGUCAUGUAAUUUUAAUGAUAAAGUCAUGAAAAUUUUAAUGAUAAAGUCAUGUAAUUUCAAUGAUGAAGUCAUGUAAUUUUAAUGAUAAAGUCAUGUAAUCUUAAUGAUAAAGUCAUGUAAUUUUAAUGAUAAAGUCGUGUAAUUUUAACGAUGAAGUCAUGUAAUUUUAAUGAUAAAGUCAUGUAAUUUUAAUGAUAAAGUCGUGUAAUUUUUAUAAUAAAGUCGUGUAAUUUCAAUGAUGAAGUGGUGUAAUUUUAAUGAUAAAGUCGUGUAAUUUUGAUGAUAAAGUCAGGUAAUUUUAAUGAUAAAGUCAUGUAAUCUUAAUGAUAAAGUCAUGUAAUUUUAAUGAUAAAGUCAGGUAAUUUUAAUGAUAAAGUCGUGUAAUUUUAAUAAUAAAGUCGUGUAAUUUUAAUGAUAAAGUCAUGUAAUUUUAAUGAUAAAGUCGUGUAAUUUUAAUGGUGAAGUCGUGUAAUUUAAUGAUAAAGUCAGGUAAUUUUAAUGAUAAAGUCGUGUAAUUUUAAUAAUAAAGUCGUGUAAUUUUAAUGAUAAAGUCAGGUAAUUUUAAUGAUAAAGUCGUGUAAUUUUAAUGAUAAAGUCAGGUAAUUUUAAUGAUAAAGUCAGGUAAUUUUAACGAUAAAGUGGUGUAAUUUUAAUAAUAAAGUCGUGUAAUUUUAA
This is a messenger RNA of Pecten maximus, 4297 nucleotides long. Its product is annotated as solute carrier family 28 member 3-like. The transcript has 12 exons. Gene Ontology annotation, cellular component: membrane. The record is from RefSeq and is a predicted model, not a curated record. Lineage: Eukaryota; Metazoa; Mollusca; Bivalvia; Pectinida; Pectinidae. Gene Ontology annotation, molecular function: nucleoside:sodium symporter activity. The coding region runs from base 315 to 2249 and encodes 644 amino acids. Gene Ontology annotation, biological process: nucleoside transmembrane transport.